CUCGCUGCUGAUCAGAAGCAAUGUGAGCGUUUCGGAGGCUCUGUGCAAACGUAGUGAGAUUGACAUAGAGAUUUCUUUAACGAGCGCUGCAAACGGGGGCGGACUCCGGUAUUCUUCGAGAGACAAGAGUACUGGACCCUGGGAAUAUGGAUGUGCAUCAUUUUGUGAGGAUUGGGAACGUUUGUAACCGACGCUGAAAAAUAAGAAACGUUAAAAGUUUUCAAGGACUUCCCACGCCCUAUUUGAGGCUACCAAUUUUCUUGUCUGUGAUCGAUUACUGAGAAGCCAAAGCGACUUUGUCCUCGGCCAGAGUUGAAGCCGCCCUAACUAUACAUUGAUGUGAAAACUGGAAACGAUGAUUUUAACACAGAUUGAGGCCAAGGAGGCAUGUGAUUGGCUGCGGGCUGCAGGCUUCCCCCAGUAUGCCCAGCUGUAUGAAGAUUCUCUGUUCCCCAUUGACAUUUCUUCAGUGAAGAGGGACCAUGAUUUUCUGGAUCGAGAUGCAAUUGAAUCUCUUUGCAGACGAUUGAACACUCUGAAUAAGUGUGCUGUGAUGAAACUAGAAAUCAGCCCACAGAGAAAAAGAAGCGAAGAUUCAGAUGAAGAUGAGCCUUGUGCUAUCAGUGGGCGAUGGACCUUCCAGCGGGACAGUAAACGAUGGUCACGGGUGGAGGAACUUGAUGUUUUUCCACCAGCAGAGGUUACAAAUGGUAUCUCUGUUGAUGAAGCUUUGCUGAAAAAUGCAAUGAGUCAUGAGAGUGUACUAACUGAUCUGAGUGAACGGCAAGAAGUGGCAUCAGUUCACAGUGCCAGCAGCGCAGAGAGCAAUGGCAUAAACAUACGAAAGAACAUAGACACCACAAGGACAAAUUCUGAGAUCAGUGUCAUUUCCUCAGGGACCUCGAUUAACAGUGUUGAAACACCUAGUACCCUCCCUUCGCCAAAGGACAUCUCCAGUUUUACUUUCAGUGCAAAAACUGAAAGGAACACAAAAUCUAAAGCCAAGAGCUUCUUAAAGAGGAUGGAGAGCCUGCGCAUCAAAAGUUCUCACAGCAAAAAGAAACUUCCUUCGAAAAAUAACCUGGUCAUCAGUGGACCUGUACUCCAGGAAGGCAUUGAUGAGGAAAAAUUGAAACGCUUGAACUGUAUUGAGAUAACUGCACUCAAUGGCAACCAUAUGAAUUCUUCAGUGGUACGAAGUCAAACUGUUUCUUAUUCAACGCAGACAAGUAGCAGCAGUAGCCAGUCAGAGACAAGUAGUGCAGUCAGCACGCCCAGCCCUAUCACCAGAACUCGUAGCCAUAGCACUUGCAAUAAGCGAAGUGGAAUGUAUUUAGAAGGCUUUGACCCUUUCAGUCAAUCAAUGCUGAAUGACACCAGACAACAAAACUUAAAGAAUCAGAAGGCUGUAGAAGAGGACAUCAUUUUCUAUAUACCAGAGGAUCACAAGCCAGGCACCUUUCCAAAAGCACUUUCAAAUGGCAACACUUCCCCUCCAGACAGCACUUCUGUGAACUGGAGAAAUGGAAGUCUUCAUGGUCAUAGACACUGUAGCCUGACUCGAGAGAACAGUGCUGACAGCUCAAAGGAGUCUAGUUUCGGACGGAGACGAAACUCGUGCAGCUCUGCAGGCAGCUGCCUUAGUAUCUAUGACAAUGUGCCUGGGUCCCAUCUUUAUUCCAGCACCGGUGACCUGGCAGAUCUAGGCAAUGAGGAGGACAUUUUCCCAGAACUGGAUGACAUUCUACACCAUGUCAAUGGACUACAAAGGAUUGUAAACCAGUGGUCAGAAAAGCUCUCUGAUGAGGGAGAUUCAGAUUCAGCAAUGGAUUCCAUUUCUCCCUGCCCAUCUUCCCCCAAACAAAUACACCUGGACAUUGAAAAUGGAAGGGUCUCCCCAAGUGAUAUUGACAGUACUGGGAACUCCAUCACUGAGACAGAGGAUCAAUCAGUAAUCCGCGAAAGGAGGGACUCGGGUGUUGGUGCAUCACUGACAAGAUCUAACAGACGACAGAGAUUUCGCUGGGGCAGUUUCCAGAUCUCACAUAGACCAAGCUUAAAUUCAGCAUCCCUGCAAAUCAACAGCCAAUCUGUGGCUCAGAUGAACCUGCUGCAGAAAUUCUCUCUCCUGAAGCUCACCGCCCUCAUGGAGAAAUAUUCACCUUCUAAUAAGCAUGGUUUUAACUGGGCUGUCCCCAAGUUUAUGAAGAGGAUCAAGGCUCCAGACUACAAGGACCGUAACGUUUUUGGGGUUCCUCUGCUGGUAAAUGUCCAGCGCUCAGGGCAGCCUCUCCCUCAGAGCAUUCAACAAGCCAUGCGCUACCUCCGCAAUCAGUGUCUGGAUCAGGUUGGUCUAUUUCGGAAAUCUGGAGUCAAGUCCCGGAUUCAAGCCUUGCGGCAGAUGAAUGAAACUUGCACAGACAGCAUAAGCUAUGAAGGCCAGUCAGCAUAUGAUGUGGCAGACAUGCUUAAACAAUAUUUUAGGGAUCUGCCUGAGCCACUGAUGACCAGCAAACUCUCAGAGACAUUUCUUCAAAUCUACCAGUAUGUCCCAAAGGAUCAGCGUCUCCAAGCAAUCCAGGCUGGCAUCAUGCUGCUGCCUGAUGAGAAUCGUGAGGCCCUGCAGACGCUCCUGUAUUUCCUUAGUGAUGUCACAGCCGUGGUGGAUGAAAACCAGAUGACACCUACAAACCUGGCAGUGUGCCUGGCCCCUUCAUUGUUUCACCUCAACACACUCAAGAGAGAAAACUCAUCUCCCAGAGUGAUACAGAGGAAACAAAGUUUGGGUAAACCUGACCAGAAGGACCUGAAUGAAAAUUUGGCUGCUACGCAAGGUCUGGCCCACAUGAUCGCUGAGUGCAAAAAGCUUUUCAAGAUUCCAGAGGAAAUGAUGAGCCACUGCCGUAACUCUUAUAUGGAGCAGGAUUUGCAGCCAGUUAGUUUGGAAGAGCUGGGCCAAACCAGCCAGGAUGAGCCCUCAGACUUCCAAAUUUAUCUGCAGAAUGACAUCGAUAGUCUGCUGAAGGAGGCUAAAGAUAAAUUCAAGGGCUGGGUCAACUGUUCAACAUCAGAAUCAGCAGACCUGGCCUACAAGAAGGUAUGCGAUGGGCCACCUCUGAAAUUGUGGAAGGCUUGCAUUGAGAUUCCUGUUGCACCAGAAGAUGUUCUCUGGCGGAUAGUACGCGAUCGCCAACUCUGGGACGAUGACCUUCUUAGUUCAAAGGUCAUUGAAAGUUUAAAUAGUCAAACGGACAUCUAUCAUUACGUGCAAACCAGCAUGGCCCCACACCCGACCAGAGAUUAUGUGCUUAUAAGGACUUGGAGGACCAACUUACCCAAGGGGUGCUGUGCAUUGGUGGCCACUUCAGUGGAGCACAAUGGGACGCCUGUAGUUGGAGGAGUCCGAGCUAAUGCUCUUACCUCACGAUAUCUAAUCGAACCCUGCGGGUCAGGAAAAUCCAAGCUCAUCUAUAUGUGUCGAAUAGACACAAGGGGACGGAUGCCAGAAUGGUACAAUAAAGCAUUUGGACACUUGUGCGCAGUGGAAAUUGGUAGAAUACGAGACUCUUUUAAUAUUCCUGGCUCCGACAGUCAAGAAAGCAAGCAUUAGGAAACAACUUCCAAACAGCUUACAUCUUAACUCUGAAGCACAGGGCUGCAAAGAACAACCAUCCCUUCCAAGGAAACUGUGGUGGACCCAAAUUUAUACAUUUAUAAUGGAGGCCUACACAAUCAGAUCUUUGGAAUUAAUUAUUUUAUUUUUAAUAGAAUUCGUAAUUAUGACUGUAGCGAUAUACUUUCAAAAAGCUGCUUGAUUCGAACAUGAUGGCUGUUAUAUAGGCCUUUACUGGAAUAGUUGGAUGGGACUAGUGGUCCUUUGAAAAAGUGAAGUGCAAAAAUGGUUUGCACUCGCUUGUUUAGGGGCCACAAUUGCUUCUAUGAAGCAUUAAGCAUCUUGUGUAAUAUAAGUCAUGUGUGUAUAAAGAAUAACCUGGGGUGUGUUCACGUGAUUUGCUAUUUUUAUAUUUCAUUCUAUAUCUUCAUAGUCUAUGACCUACUGCUAUAUUUUCCAGAGUUGUGUAUUGCUGUUGUGCUUGCUUGGUUCAGUUAUGGUGCAUCUGGAGCAGUGUGCUUGAGCGUGUGUUUCUGAAGAGCUGAAAUGUGAGAGAAUGGGUAAGGAACGGUGUCUGGUACACUGCUUGUUUGGAAGGCACUGCCAUGGCAGAAUAAUGUCCAUCAACCUAAGAGUUUCCAGUGAAGUUAAGUUUGUCAAUAUGGUAUUUAAGUGAAAGACAAUGAAGACCACUUUAGAGCCAUUUUUUUCCCACCAGGACUUCAUUUUACCUCUUUGUGGAUUCUAACAGGUUACCACUUCUAUCUCCCAAUAACACAAUCCAGUCUGUACUGUCAGGGAUUGGAAGAGUGUUUGAUUAAAAUAAUGUAGGAGCUUUGACAAUCCCUCUUAAACUCAUAGCUGGACUCCAGCUACUUUUUAAAUGUGGAAAGGCUCUUUUUGAUUAAUGAGUGAUAUCCUUAUCCUUUGCAUUUCUCACUAAAUGAGGGCUUACAUGGUCCUAAAACCUACGGGGACAAAAAUGCAUCUUUUAAACAGUGGCAUUUACUACAACAGAACAUGAAUAUAUACAACCACACUGUACUAUGUUUUUAACAAUCAGUGUGGAGUUUGUCCUCUCUCAGGCAGACAAUAACAUUGAAAAACUGCUGAUGCCGUGGAGUGAAAAGUGUUGCAUCCUUCAAAAGUGAUAUUAGAAAUUGCCAAGAAACAAAAAAUUCUAGGCCAAAUGUUGUAAAUUAUAAGGGACCUGAUGCUCUGGUUUUUAUGUUGUGAAAUGUUAACUUUUUCAUGAGCAGUCAGGAGAAAGAAUUCAAAGCUUUUCAUCUUGCAUUCAUCAGAAUUACAAUACAAGAAACAGGCUUGAAAAUAAGCGUUCACCAACUUUUGCAGCAUGAGAAAAGGGUGCUGAUUGGUUAGGCCAUCAUUGGCAUGGAGAUGCAGCAAUAAGAGUUAACUAUCAAUCUUAAUUCUCAGACCAGGCAGGCAGAUUUUGAUUGGUCAGCGUGUUGCCAUUGGAUUGCGGCAGAUUGGCAUUCUCCAUGACCCCUUUUACUUGCCCCUGAGUGAGAUGCAAUGCAUAUACAAAUUUCUUCUACCUACAUAAAACAGGGUGCUGUUUAUUAAAAGAUGCAACUUUUAGCACAUGCAAAUACUAAAAUAGUUUCAGAGUAAGUCGCUGCUCUUUCUCACUGUUUGAUUCCCUCUGAAGCAGAAAACUGUGUUGGGUAUUUUUUUUUCUGUUAUUUAUACUACAGUUGAACAGAUUUUGCUGAAAAACUGCAUGACUCCAAAAUUCAGGAAACCAUAGUUCACCCAAAAUGUUGAAACACGCCUUUUUCCAUCUGCAGUUGAUCUGCUAAAGUUUGGGCUCCGGUGAGAUUCCUUAACUGUCAUGAUGGUGGUGUACGUGCCAAUCAUGGUGCAUCUGGUGCACCUACAGUUAACGUUAGGUGGAAUAUGCCAAGAUCUUCCUGGAAGUAGGUUAUAGGUGGCCUUCAUUGGAGGGGACCCACCCCAUAAAAACGUAAGAUAACACGGUGAUCACUGUACUGAAUCAACGAUCCUGAUGUCAUGACUUUGGACCUUUUGCAGGGUAAUUUAUGAAAAGUGAACUUGUUAAUUCUAAGAAUAUUCAGCCUGGCACAAGGAGCAAAAUGACCAUGAAAGCUAUUGAUUACAGUAAAAACCCAGCUACUUCUUGAUUGACCCUUUCCAAAGAGAACUUGCCACCCAUAAUGGGUACUGUUUAGGUGUGCCUCCAGUCCCACACUGGCCAACAAAUACCCCUUCUGCAAGAAGUUCAAUCCACCACCAUUUUGGCACAUUUGGGAUUGUGAAAUAAAUGCAGCCAUGCCAAUGGUGCCCAUUGUCCAGGCAAAGCCCAAAUAGGUAAUAAAAGAAAUACUCAAAACUAUCUGUUGAAUUUUUGCAGUCAGGAUUUUCAGGUGGGCCCCACAGUGGUAAAACCAAUAUGUCUGAUCUCACCCGCAUCAACGACAUGCCAGGUCUCAAAAAGGGUUGGAGGUUUACAACUCCAAACAUUUAGAAUCCUUACAGAGGCUUCAUUCCCACAGGGCCCUCUCUGAAACUUCAGCUAAAGGAAGAAUCUCGUCUGGCAAAGCCCUACCAAUAUUAUAGUGGAAUAUCUGCCAGACUGGACCUUAUUUCCAGGACCCAUGUGUUAAUACAGCAUUUUAAUUAGUGAUUUGUGGCAUGAAUGUUGUUGUUUUUGUGGGUUCACAAAUAUGAUAUCACAUUUACAACCUGCCUGCUUCAAAACAGUUCCUCGGCAUGUGUCUGAGCUGUAAUUUGCAAAACACUUCAGAUUGAGUUGUGGCUAUAUCACAAAUGGGUGACAAAGUUCUACGUAAUAUAUGCAAAGUUCUUACCACGUGUGCUAUUGGGUGUAAAAUACAUUUUGUAACAGAAUAAACAUUCCUCAGUUCCCAUCUAUUAUUUACUGGAGUAUGUCAUUUACAUGUUAUCAAAUAAUAUUUGUAAUAGUACGUAAUUGGAAAAUCCCAAACUCUUUCUCGUGAAACUAUUCUAACAUGUUAAAAAUAACUUUUAAAGUUAAAUUUUUAAUCUGGUUUUGUUUUAUUUGUUUUGUUUUCAUUCUCACCUACCAAUCAUCAGAUGUUAUUAACAAUCUUGCUGAUUACAAGUGGUCUGUAUAUAAAAGGUGGUCUUUCACAUAGGUUUCACUGCAAGAUUACUAUUUGUUUGAGGGUUUAAAUGGAAUGUAGUUAAAAGUUAAUACAAAACUGCUAUUGGGAACUCAAUGACCCUUUUUAAUAUAUGGGUGCUGGAGCCCUUAAUGAGCAGAAAAUCAAAGAAGGAUUUAUCUAAUAUGGUUUAAAAUAUUUACCUUUCAGUGUUAUGUAAAGAGCUUUUAGUAAAAUUUGUGGCAAUAAGAACAAUUAUAUCAAUAAUUAUUUCAGUGUUAUCCCUUCACUUUAAAACGCUUACUUUCUGUGUGUUUGUUACCAAAGUUCAAUUGAUAUUUGUAGAAUUUGAUGUCAUUGUAUAUACCAUUGUAUUGUAAACUUCUGUUCAUGUCUAGCUGCAUACUGCCAAAUAGGGAUAACGCAUGUUAUUAAUUAUUUAAAUAUUCACAUAUUUAUACCUCAAUUAUACUUUUUUGUACCUCUUUUUUAAAAAUUGUAAAUAUUUUACUCUCCAAAUGCUAAGACAUAAAGAACCAAGAAAGUGUUUAUAUCUUUGUUUGUCUGUACAGUUAUAACCAUCAAGUGCACUAUUAAAUGUGUCAAAUUAGAAUAAUCA
Molecule: messenger RNA, 7360 nt
Organism: Rhincodon typus (whale shark)
Lineage: Eukaryota; Metazoa; Chordata; Chondrichthyes; Orectolobiformes; Rhincodontidae
Product: rho GTPase-activating protein 7
Exons: 14
Coding region: 356-3610 (1084 amino acids)
Biological process (GO): regulation of Rho protein signal transduction; signal transduction; actin cytoskeleton organization
Cellular component (GO): focal adhesion; membrane raft
Molecular function (GO): GTPase activator activity; lipid binding; protein binding
Source: RefSeq, a predicted model, not a curated record